AUGGAAUCUGGGUGGAAGCCCAUAGCAAUAAUGGUACUGUAUCAUGUAAUAUAUGCGUGGAUGAACAUUUUGAUGAAAUUAGCAGCUCAUGAUGGCAUGCAUCUCAGAGUUGCUUCGUCAUAUCGUUUUCUUUUCGGAUCUGUUUCUAUGGUUCCCAUUGCUUUCUUCUUCGAAAGGAAAACAAGACCAAAAUUGACCUGGAAAGUUCUACUCUUUGCUAUUCUCUCUGGAUUAUUUGGAGGUGCAUUGGGACAAAAUUUAUUCUUAGAAAGCUUGGUAGUUACAUCCGCAACCUUUGUCUCUGCUAUGGUCAACUUAGUUCCCGCCAUGACUUUUCUAGUAGCCGUAUGCAUGAGGUUGGAAAGUGUACGCUGGAAUACAAAAGCAGGCAAAGCAAAAGUGUUGGGAACAAUCAUAGGGAUCGGGGGAGCAAUGUUGUUCACAUUUUACAAAGGUCCAAAUAUUACCAUUUGGAAAACAAAUGUAAACCUUCUCAACAUCUUGCCUAGCGAUCAUCAUCAUCGGACUUCACCUAAAACACAAGAGGGUAGUAAUCAAGUACUUGGUACAAUCCUAGCGUUAUUGUGUUGCAUUUCUUUUUCUUUCUGGCUUAUAUUUCAGGCGAAGGCUGCUCAAUAUUAUCCAUGUCCUCUAUCUUUCACGGCUCUCAUGAUUGUGAUGGGAAUGAUUUUGAAUUUCACUGCCACGAUCUUCUUACAGCGGGAUUGGAGUGAGUGGAGGUUAGGAUGGAAUAUAAGACUUGUUACCGUAUCUUUUUCGGGUAUUUUAGGGACAACGGUGACAUAUACCCUAAUAACCCUAGCUAUAGCAAUGAGAGGUCCUCUUUUUGUGUCAGCUUUCAGUCCUUUACUACUUGUAAUUGUGGCCUUUGUGGGAUCAUUGGUACUUGAAGAGGAUUUAAGCUUGGGAAGCAUGCUUGGAGGUUGUCUGGUAGUUUGUAGUUUAUACAUCGUAUGUUGGGGUAAAAGCGAAGAGAUUAAGGCGAAUGACAGUCGCACCGUUCCAAAUGACGAACAUUUUUUUGAUGGGGAUUCAAUAUCAAAGGAGAAAGAUAAAGGAGGUAGUAUAUGCUUGGAUGAAGCAGCUCAUGAUGGUAUGGAUCUUAUAGUUGCUUCCACUUAUCGUUUUUCUUUCGGAGCUGUUUCCAUGCUUCCCAUUGCUUACUUCUUUGAAAGGGAAAUGUAUGUGAAAUUAAUCGCGGUUUCAUUUGUAGGGUAUAUUAGGGACAACGGUAUUGUAUACCCUAAUAACUCUAGCAAUAGCUAUGAGAGGUCCGCUUUUUGCCUCAGCUGUCAGCCCUUUGCGACUUGUGAUUGUGGCCAUCGUUGGAUCAUUUGUAGUAGAAGAGGAUUUAUAGUUGGGAAGUCAAGCAAAGAAGAAAUUGCUGAUGAUGCAUGUGGUCCUGUUCCAGCUGGAGCUUCGCCUCCACAGGACGUCAUACAGCUUCAUGCAGAAGAUCGUCACUUAAAGGAAGAUUCCAUACACUUCUCGAGUCAUCCACUUGUGGUGAAGGUGAAGGAAUUACAGUCUGAUGAUCAGCUAGAGUCAAAGCAGGAUUAG
Oldenlandia corymbosa var. corymbosa is the source of this 1581-nucleotide messenger RNA. Lineage: Eukaryota; Viridiplantae; Streptophyta; Magnoliopsida; Gentianales; Rubiaceae. The record is from the annotation of a GenBank genome assembly.